Populus trichocarpa (black cottonwood) is the source of this 2824-nucleotide messenger RNA. RefSeq names its product C2 domain-containing protein At1g53590. Bases 394 to 2571 code for a protein of 725 amino acids. NCBI's taxonomy places the organism in Eukaryota, Viridiplantae, Streptophyta, Magnoliopsida, Malpighiales, Salicaceae. The record is from RefSeq and is a predicted model, not a curated record. The transcript has 12 exons. Gene Ontology annotation, molecular function: lipid binding.
AUCUUCCUCUUUCUCUCCGGUUGCUUCAUAGUUACGACACCGUUUAACCACGAAUAAUAGUAAUUAGUGAUCAAAGCCUCUCAAAUAAAGUCGUAACUCCCUAGCAAUCUGAUACAGAUUUGUAGUGAGUGGUAACUGUCAAAUUGCUAUAAAUUCAAAUCUCACGGACAAAAACACAAGGCCCGACUUGAGUUGUUUCGUCGUACAGUUUUGUUGUUGCUGUUGCUCUGCUGUUUCCUUUUUGUGGAUCUAUCUGAUUUUGCAGAGAAUGUUCUGUGCUGAUCGGUUUGUGUAUGAAUAAACUAGAAAGAACCCCGUGUUCCUCUCCGCUCUUCUCCUGUGUUGUCUAGUAGUUGUAAGUGAUAGUAAAGAGAAGAAAUUGAUGCAACGGAGAUGUCAAUAAUUCAUCAUGCGGGCAUUGUACUGUUUCUGCUAUGGUUGCUUUCUUCCUUCAAUCGAUGCCAUCCUAUUGCCUUCAUUCUUUCUCUCAUCUAUCUUUUCUUGGUUCAUGAGAGAUAUGUUAUGAAACUGAGGAAGAAAUUGCAGUAUGAAGAAAGAAAACAAGCCUAUCAAAAAAGGGUUCUUACUGAUUCUGAAACAGUGCGAUGGUUGAACCAUACCGUGGAAAAGAUAUGGCCCAUAUGUAUGGAACAGAUUGCAUCGCAGAAGAUUCUGCUUCCCAUUAUACCUUGGUUCCUGGAAAAGUAUAAACCAUGGACCGCCAAAGAAGCUGUGGUUCGGCACAUGUAUUUGGGAAGAAAUCCACCACUGUUCACAGAAAUGAGGGUUCUUCGCCAAUCUACUGGUGAUGACCACUUGGUAUUGGAGUUGGGCAUGAAUUUUUGCACAGCAGAUGAUAUGAGUGCAAUUCUUUCUAUCAAAUUAAGGAACAGGCUUGGAUUUGGAAUGUGGGCAAGGAUGCAUAUGACAGGGAUACAUGUAGAAGGGAAGGUCUUGAUUGGAGUGAAGUUUCUUCCCAAUUGGCCUUUUCUUGGUCGUUUGCGGGUAUGCUUUGCUGAGCCACCUUACUUCCAAAUGACUGUAAAGCCCAUCUUCGCCACUGGACUUGAUGUUACUGAACUUCCAGGGAUUGCUGGAUGGCUGGACAAGCUUCUGUCAGUUGCUUUUGAACAGACACUAGUUCAGCCCAAUAUGCUAGUUGUUGACAUGGAGAAAUUUGUUUCACCAGGGUCAGAGGAUUGGUUCUCUGUGGAUGAGAAGGAACCCGUUGCUUAUGCUAAAGUUGAAGUAAUUGAAGCAUCUGACAUGAAACCAUCAGAUUUAAACGGAUUGGCUGAUCCAUAUGUGAAAGGACAACUUGGUCCUUACAGAUUCAGGACAAAGACACAAAGGAAAACUCUAUCUCCAAAGUGGCAUGAGGAAUUCAAGAUCCCCAUUUGUACCUGGGAAUUACCUAAUAUUCUAGCUAUUGAUGUUCGUGACAAGGACCCUUUGUUUGAUGAUGCACUUGGGGUUUGCACAGUUGACAUCAAUGAGCUCAAGGAUCUUGGGAGGCAUGACAUGUGGUUGCCACUUCAGAACAUUAAAAUGGGGAGGCUGCAUCUUGCAAUAACUGUUCUGGAACAGAAUGCACAGGGAGGUGAUUGUUCUCCUGAUGGGGAUACAUUGACCAAGGAGCAAAUACAGGACUCCUUCGCAAGUGAUACUGCAAACAGAGCUUCCUUUUCAUCUGAAUCAACAGAGAAGUCUAGAGUUCCAGAUAAUUUUGAGCCUAUCAACGUUGAAGGGCAAGAAGAGACUGGAAUAUGGGUUCAUCACCCUGGAAGUGAAGUGCCACAAACAUGGGAGCCCAGAAAAGGGAAGACCACAAAUUCUUUCAUCUCUCAUUCUGCAGUAUCCGGACCGCUUAACAUUGACAGCAGCAGUGGUGAAGAAAAUGCUGAGGGUGAAAAUAAAAGGAAACGAUUUAAGCGUGGUUUGCAGAAGAUUGGCUCUGUAUUCCAUAGAAACGCUAAAAAUGAGGAUAAUUUGAGCAGCAUUGGGGAAAAUGUUCCAUCUCCUUAUGAUAAUAUUAAGGCAACGAAUCAGAGGGAGAUUGGUGUAAAGUUUGUAGUGGAAGACAGCCUUUUAGUGCCGAAUUCUGGUUGUUUGAGCGAAGUUAAUUUGGGUUCUGAGAAAAGUAGUCCAGAAAGCCCCCAGGGAGGAAAUGCCAAAGGCAUAGCGAAGAGUAUUUUAAAACAUGCUGAAAAGUCUGCUCGUAGCAUAAAGCAUGCACUCUCUCGAACAGGAUCAAGGAGAUCGCUCGCUGAUCCAUCAGUGGUGACAGAAAGAGACAUAUAUCCAGAGUCUGACUCUUCCGAUGAUCAAUCUCGUUCAUCCCCGCAAACAAAACCAGUUGUCUCCAGUCCCAUACCCUCCUCCACCCCUUGCAAUGAUGAUUCUGUUAAACCCAUGGAGAAUAUAAUCGAGAGUGGUCCAAGUGAGCCCUCUAUAAAUUCUGGUGGCCAAAUGAACAAGGUGGAUGUUGAAGGUAAUGGACUACAGUCCUCAAGCCCUAAGACCCCUUCAAGAUUUGGAAGAAGUGAAGAAACUUCUUCUUGCCAGAUGUGAAAAAGUAAUUGAAGGUUUAAAAUUAUGUUUGCUCAAACUAGUUCAUAUACUGGUACUCUAUACAAUAUGUUCAUCGAUAGAGUUUGGAGAUCUUAGGAAUUGUGGUUUUUUAUCAGCAGUGGUUUUGUUCAUUGUUAUUACAAUGUACAGAAGUAUAUUUUUCACAAAUAUGUAAAUUAGUUACAGAAGCAGUCUGUUCUGUAAAUCUUCUGAACCUUUCUUUUGCAGAAUGUAGUUCUUCUCAUUUUGAGCC